CGAAACCCGCCGCGGGCUGAGCCGCCCCCUAGGCCGGGAACCCCCGCAGCCUCACGCACGCGUGGCGGAAGGAGCCUUUAAGCCGCGCUCCAUGGAGGCCGGGGGUCGUCGUUCCCCCUCAGCCAAGGCACGCCCUUGCCGACCAGGGGUCUUGUCGGGCCUGAGGGGACGCAGAACCGUGCUAAUCUCUUAAGUUCAGUCAUUUUUGUAUGUCAUAUUUUAUGCUAGAGCGUGGAGAGGCUGCCAGCUGUAGGUAAUUUGGGACCAGUGAGUUGAGAGAAGUCCUAGUAAAUCAUGAAGUCCCGCCAUGAAGUUGUGCUCUGAACAGCCUUACUCGGUCUCAGCUGAAAAGUGAUUUUGGCACCUUCCUGUUCUGGCUGGAGUCACACGUACAACUUUCCCUGGGCUGGAACCUCCUGAAUUCAAGCUUUGGCUGAUACUUACCUUUUGUUAUCAUUGCCAUUUAAUCUAAAUGAAUUGUUCUGUGAACACGUUGCUCUAGGCAUCCUUUCUCUUGUGAGCUCGUGAAUGGGCUUGGAGAUCAAGACACCUGCGUAUAGCCAGUAGAGAUGCAGGUUUUCAUCCUGAAAUGAAAAGGUGGAAAUGGGCUGAAAUGUGUGAAAUGUUUGGUGAAAGUUGCCGUUUUCAGGGGUGUGUGAGAAGCAGAUACCCUGCAGUCAGCAGGCGAUUUGUGCUUCUCUGGAGGGAAGUUUACCUGCAAGUGGCCUUAAAAAGCUGAAGUGUUUUAUGCCUUUAGAUGCAUUUGGGAUGCAGUCAAACCCUGUUCUCCUGUACCCAGUGGAGUACAAGGGCUGUCGUUUUUUUUUUCCUUAAAUUUACACAAGUUUUUCAGCCUUUUCUAGAACUUUUCCCCCACCUUUUUUGUGAUUGCUUUUAGAGGCUCCUGUCAACAUUUUUUUUCUUUUCGUCCUUGAAAUACCUGGCUAAUUUUUUAGAUAGCAGCCUUAAUCAAGCUAUUUGGUUUUUUGUGUCUUCAUUCCGUUUUGAAUAGAUUCGAUGGCCAGAUGCUCAGACCCAUUCACAGCUGGUAAAAUAGACCAAGGCUCAUAGUGUGAUUCUGUGUAUAGGAAAUAGUUUGCCUGAUAUAUAUGAUUAUGGGGUUUUUUUGCCCCUGAUAGCAGUAUUAUUUUGAUUUCCAAUACUUAAUAUGUGAUUGACUUAUAAAUAAACUUAUUUUUCAAGUUACUGCUGACUUAGUUUCUGGAUAUCUAAUUGUAGUCCUUGUUGUGUGUGAUGUGAUUACUUUUCUACUUUUCACGCAGGUGUAAUACAAGUACUGAAUUACUUAUGUCAUCAGGGAUAUCCUUUUUUUUUCUGCAUUAAUUCACUUAUUUUUCUGUUGAUUCUACAAUCCUAGCUUUUACCUGAGAAGAGACUGAAGGCAAAGUGUAAAAACAAAAGAAAAAAUAUUUUCUCAAAUCUAUUUAUGGAAAUACUGACCACAGAUUGGUCCCAAAAGGAACUUUAUUUUAAGAUCACCUUAUUUCUUGUCUCUGCACCUCAGAAGGGACGUGCAUGUUUGGGUGACCAACUACAGGGACAUCAAAAUGCCCAAUCUGGAGCAUCCCGCGUACCCAGCAGCUGACCUGCUUCACUUGGAAGGUUUGGUGCCCUGCCGAGAGUCCCAGGUGUCCACGCUGCUGUCCAUAUUUGGCGAGCGUCAGCAUUUUAGUUUUCCAUCCAUCUUUAUCUAUGGACACACAUCUAGUGGAAAAACUUACGUGAUGAAAACUCUUCUAACAACCUUACAGCUUCCUCAUGUGUUUGUGAACUGUGUGGAAUACUUUACAUCACGACUUCUGCUAGAAGAAAUUCUCAUCCAGCUGCAGAGCUGUUCACCUGGCGCAGAGCAGACCUCUCCUGUGCAUUGUGACACUUUGAAUGACUUUGUUCGUCUCUUUAAACAAGCUGUGACCAGUCAGGAGCUUCAAGAUCAAACAUUGUACAUUGUUCUGGAUAGAGCAGAACAGCUGAGGGAAAUGGAAGCAAACAUCCUGCCAGCAUUUCUUAGGCUUCAAGAGUUGACUGACAGAAAUGUGACAGUCAUUCUGCUCAGUGAAAUAGUCUGGGAACUGUUCCGUCCAAACAUGGGGUGCUUUGAGCCAUUCACCAUGUAUUUUCCAGACUACAGCAUAGGACAUCUGCAGAAGAUCUUGUCUCAGAAUCAUCCCCCAGAAUAUUCUGCAGAUUUCUAUGCUGCAUAUAUCAAUAUUUUGCUUGGUGUUUUCUACAUGGUCUGUAGGGACCUGAAGGAGCUUCGGCAUCUGGCAGCGCUCAAUUUUGCUAAAUACUGCGAACCGGUGGUCAGAGGGGAAGCAAAUGAACGCGACACUCGCAAACUCUGGAAAAAUAUUGAACCUCAUUUGAAGAAGGCAAUGCAGACUGUUUAUCUCCGGGAAAUAUCCAGCUCACAGUGGGAGCGUUUGCAGCAUGAUGGUGGAGAGCCUGGGCAAUUGAAAGGACUUUCUGCACAUACCCAUGUGGAACUUCCUUAUUACUCCAAAUUUCUUCUAAUAGCUGCUUACCUUGCCUCCUACAAUCCUGUUAGGACAGAUAAGAGAUUCUUUCUUAAGCAUCAUGGGAAAAUCAGAAAGACCAACUUCAUGAAGAAGCAUGAGAAGACCAGCAAUCACCUGCUUGGGCCAAAGCCAUUUCCCCUGGACAGAUUGUUAGCAAUAUUAUAUAGUAUUGUGGACAACAGAGUUGCUCCAACGGCAAAUAUAUUCUCUCAGAUCACCUCUCUUGUGACACUGCAGCUGUUAUCCAUGGUUGGCCAGAAUGACCAGCUUGAUGGACCGCGAUACAAGUGCACUGUGUCUCUGGACUUCAUUAGAGCUAUUGCCCGGACCGUGAACUUCGACAUAAUAAAGUACUUGUACGAUUUCUUGUGAAAACAAGCUUCACAGCCAUAUGGACACUGUGACAAUGACUAAGGCAAGCUGUGUUCAUCUCUCUACUUAGCUGGCCAGAAAGAAGAGUAUUUUGGCUCUUUUGGAUUUGUCCAAACAGGUGCUGGCCCAGCAUGGAACCUGAUGAAAAUACUCUGAUUGGUCUGGGUGGAUCUGAGCAGAGGACUAUUUACCAGGGACCCUGGAGUAUUUGGAAGCAAUGUGUUAAUUAUAAACAGCAGGGUUUGAGCACAAUCUGUUCUAGUCUUAAUGAUGUUAUCUUAACACUGAAAUUGCCUGAAACCCAUUUACUUAGGACUGCAUUUUGCUCUAUGAACUCUCCCCAGUGCUUUGAACAUGGCAGCAGCCGUUGUUUGUAUGCCCAGUCUUUUCACUUCCUCUCCACAGGAAUCUUUGCAAUUGCCUGCCAAAGCAGCUUUUCCUGAGGCCACCAUUUUAGGAGAGUGGAGUAGCAAAGUAUAAUAAACAUAAGAACAUAUUUAAAAAUCAAGCUGCUACAAACUCUUCUUUCUCUUCAGUAGUAUGUAGGCAGACUGUUACCCUGUCAUAUGGAGAUCACGAUAGUAGGAAACUCCCAGUUAGUCACCAUAUUGUCUUUUUCAGACCAUUCAUAAAUGUUGACUAUGAAUGUAUUUUUAUGAAGCUCUGUUUUAAAAAAAUAAUUGAUUCUUAAACUUCUAUCCCUGUGUCAAACUUGGAAUGUUUUAUUUUUGCUUCAAAAUUCUAUAGUCCUUUCAUGCUCAUCCAGUUACAGGAAGUGUUAAUUACAGUGCCAUAUGGAAUGAACCUACUUUUAACAUACACAUCACAUAAUGGCUUUUGUAACAGCCUCUGUCCUGUAGAGGAGGAUGACACAGCUGCCUUUUCAUCAGGAAGGGAGAAAUUCAACAGGUAACAGAGUCUUUCUGCAGCAAUUCCCCAAAAGUGGUGGAAUAGUGAAUAAGUAAAGUUUUGUGUUACAAUACAUAAAACUUUGUCCUUGGAAAUACCUGAUGGAAUACACUACAAUUGCAGCUUACUUGUAGAAGAUACACAAUUUAUGGAGCAUGAAAAUCCCCUAGUCCAGUUGGAGGUAAUUGUCUUCAUGAAUCUGAAGAUUUCAGUAGCCCUCUUGAAAACUCCAGGUCCCAUAGCCUGUUACUCAGAUGUUUUACUCUUGAGUGCUCACCUUUGACUGUUUGACAAGACCAUGCCAGGUUCUAACUUGAACAUUAUGGGUUUUUUUCAGGGAAAAAUCAUCAGUCUUCCCUCUUUGCUCCUGUAUUAGAAAUGGUCAAAUACUCUGAACAUGUAUGUAGUCUUUAUUCUUCUUUCUUUUUUUUUUUCUUUCUUUCUUAGUUUUUGUUUUCUUUUUUUGUUGUUUUUUUUUUCCCCAAUUGUGGAUGCGUAGCCACGCUUCUGGAUUGAGACCCAAGUGACAAAAGCAUCCUUCUGGCCAAGCUCUGGCUUCCUCCCUCAGGGGAGUGUGAAAGGGCAGCAAUGAGUCAUCUCCGUGAUCUGUUUUCCUUCCUGCCGCUGAGCUGGAUCCAACCCUGCACCUGUCCAUGAGGUGGCAACAUUUGUCACACUUACUGAAGUGUUUGGUUGUGAAUACAUAGCCUGUUUCAAAAAUGUUUACUACCUGCUUUUGUUUUUGUUUAUAAAAAUGUCCAUAAUGUGAACUUUGGGCUAAACUUUACAGUGCCUUUCUGUCUUGGAGCUGGUGCUGGUCUGAGCUUGGCUCUUGUGGAUCUCCUCUGUGACUACCUAGGGCUGCAGUUCGUAGUGGAAAGAAGUUUUGAGGUAUUCAUGUGUCAGCUAGUCCAUGUAAAACAGUACCAGUAGAUCAUAGGGAUUUGUAGUUUAUGAUCUGAAUUAGAAUUUGAUAUAUGAAACAUGAUGGGACAGAUAGUGAUUUGUUAAGUGCUACAAACUUGAGUCACAAAAUUUCAUUUUCAGUAAUCCCAGUCAUUCCCACCAAAUAGACCAGACUCUCAAAACUCUUCAGCUCCAAAUUUGGAGCACAAAUUAGACCUAAAAUAAAGGUCUUAGAAAUUAAGCAGUGAGAAAACUUGGUGCUGCUGCUGUUUUCUUCAGUCUAAUUUCUUCUAUAUUAGCCUUUUGAGUAUUGGUAAUUAUUUCCAGUGUAACUCCAAAGAAUAAGGAUACUAAUUUUUGUGGGGUGUAGUUAAUUUGACUGAAAUGAGGUUAACUAGAGAAGGAGUAGUAACUGAGGAUUCAUUCCACAGAACAACUCUCCUUACUUUGAAGGCACUUUUUUGACCUUUGUGAAAGACUCCUAUCAGUGAAAUAAAAUUUAAAGCUGAAUCAGCAGAGUAUGAGAAUGAACAAGGUGACUGAAGUGCAAAUGAUUGAUGUAGGCUAUAACUAGGCUGAUGAUGAAUAGUAGGAUUUAUUCUGACAAACUAGAAAUAUUUCUAUAUAGCCAUGUCAAUGAGUUUAUAAAUUACUGCUGAGUUUCUUACUAGAUACCUUAGCAAUAUUCUGUUCUGAGACCCCAUUUUCAUGCAUGAGGCCUCUUUUAGCCUCCCCUGGGCCAGCAUUUCACCUCUUCUACAGGUGGUUUUGAGUACUGUGCAAACAAUGUAGAGCAAGAUAGUUUAACUAAUCAGAAAACCUUCAGUACCUUAGUGCUCUGCAGUGUGUAUUUUAAAAAUAGACAAUUAUUUUCGUAAUUCCUGAGUCACAAAGCAUUAGAAUACUGAAAAAAAUUACAGACUUACAGUGCUUUUCUCCAGUGGCUGAUCCAAAUAUUAAUAGGAGCUGGAACUUGUUCUUACAAGGAUAAAGUAAUGGAAAAAGAAAUGCAGCUGUCAUCAGUUGUGAAGAGAUUAGUACCCCUGAAUAGCUCUGGCUUCAUCAACAGCUGCAUUUUCAUGCACAUAACAUGGAGAUUUUAUUUGUUAAGAAGUCUUGCAAGGCUGCAUCAACAUGUAAUGAGUUGAUUCAUUUUCUUUGGACAGUGAUUUGUCUUACUUUGGUUAUCCCAGAACCUGCUGUUUCUACUGUAACAAUUCCUGUAGCUAUUGACUCUUUUGGGGUGAGAUAGAGAAAUACAUUGUUUAUUUCAGUA
Molecule: messenger RNA, 6003 nt
Organism: Camarhynchus parvulus
Lineage: Eukaryota; Metazoa; Chordata; Aves; Passeriformes; Thraupidae
Gene: ORC5
Product: origin recognition complex subunit 5
Exons: 15
Coding region: 1569-2912 (447 amino acids)
Biological process (GO): DNA replication; DNA replication initiation
Cellular component (GO): nucleus; nuclear origin of replication recognition complex
Molecular function (GO): DNA replication origin binding
Source: RefSeq, a predicted model, not a curated record